This is a messenger RNA of Entrophospora candida, 2127 nucleotides long. The record is from the annotation of a GenBank genome assembly. Lineage: Eukaryota; Fungi; Glomeromycota; Glomeromycetes; Entrophosporales; Entrophosporaceae.
AUGGCCCAACCGCAAGCAUUCGUGGACUGGGUGAAUACUUUUGAAAAGUUUUCCUCUUCUGUUUCAAGCAUCAAUGACCUUUCUGACGGCACUGUGAUGAUCGAUAUCGUAUGUGACAUUGAUCCAAAAUGGUUCAAGUUACAGCGGUUAGAUGCUCGUGAAGAAAAUUGGGUUAUAAAAUUCAAUAGACUUAAACGAAUGUAUAUGCUCCUCACACGUUAUUACGAAGAAGUCCUUGGUCUUUCCACAAACAACCUUGAAAAAAUAAAUCUAACUUCAUUGGUAAGAGAUGGUGAUGUAAAUGAAACAACUAAGUUAUGUUCUUUAGUGGUGACCAUGGCUGUUAGGCAUCCAAACAAUGCAGUUUACAUUGAAAAAAUUCAAACUAUGAGCCCAAAAUCCCAAGAAGGUUUAAUGGUGGCCAUUGAAAGCAUUAUGAAGAGAUUAGGUGAUCCAGCUGUACCAACUCCUGACAAACAGGCCAGCUAUAACCCAGAAGAUGAAAUGAAACUAAUGAAUUCAGAAUUUAAUAAAGCCUUGGCUGAAAAAGAAGCUCUUCAAAAAGCACAUCAAGCUUUAAUGGAAGAACACACAACACUACGUGAUCAAUCCGAAGCAGAAGAAUUAAAACAAAAAUUAAAAGAUAUGGAAAUAGCUAUACCACAAUCUUCUCAAGGUGGUAAAAUGGAAUUCCUUUUGAAAACAGAAGCUGAUCAACUUCGGCAUGAAUUAGCUCGAAGUGAAAAAAAACGACAUGAAGUUGAAUUAGCGCUUGAAAGUUCAAGUUCAGUGAUAACGGAUCUCACGCGUAAAGUUGAGGCAUCAAAAGGAUAUGCAGAUGAGGCAGCAAAACUUAAAGAUCAGCUUGAUGAAUAUAGACAUGCAGCUGAUAAACUUAAAAAAACUGAAAACGUUAUUGAAAAAUAUAAAAAGAAGUUGGAAGAUGAACAAGAAAACCGCAAUCUUCUUGAACGUAAUCAAGCAAUUGAAGAUAAAUAUCAAAAAGUAGCAAACUUUAAAACAUUAAUGGAAAAUUAUAAACAACAAAUCCUUGAUCUUCAAACCGAGAGAACAGAAUUGUUGAGUGAGAAAAAUAAAUAUGAAUAUGAAUAUAAACAUUGGAGAGCUGAAGCAGAAGCUUCUAAAUUAGACAAAUCCCGUGACUUGGAAACAAUACAAUUAUUGGAAGAUAGAAUAAAAGAAUUGGAAUUAGGUGAUGGAGAACCGCUUAAAUUGGAUGAAGAAGAGAAGAAUGAUUCAUAUGACAUUGAUCAAUCAAUUAAUGAUAGUGAACUUUCAGACGCUUUAAAAGGCACAACUAUGACAAAAUUGAAAUUAAAAAUUCUUGAAUUAGAACGUGAAUUAACAAGACUACGUGAGGGUAAAUCUGCAGAUAGCAAUGUUGAAUCGAACUUAAUAGUACUUCAAAAUGUGUUGGAUGACACAAAACGUAUGAAAGAGAAAUAUGAAAAGGAGUAUAUUAAAGCUCAAAAGGAAAAAAAUGUUUUAGAAAGCGAACUUGCAAGAUACAAGAGUGGUGCCAGUUCUAAUGGGUUGGGCAGUAGCGUGAUAAAUAGUGAUAGCAGCGAAUUGAUGGAUACCAAACGUAAACUUAUCGAGGCAGAAAUUAAACUUUCCAAAUUUGAAGAGGCAGAACUUAAACAUUCCAAAUUCGAAAAGGAAAAUGAAACUAAAUCAGAUCCUAAUCUCGAAAUUAGAAUGAAUGAGUUGGAAGCUGAGAAUGGAGAUUUGAAACGACAGAAUGAAAAACUCAUGGACUUCCUCAAGAAUUUGGAGACUAACAACUACGGCGAAGAUACCAAAAAUCAAAUUGCUGAAUUCCAUAAACAGAUUGCAGAUAGCAACAAGAAAUUUGACAACAGUAAGAGAAUAUUGGCAGAAUAUUAUAGCAUACUCGACAAACUUAAGAGAGAAAAUGAAGCCUAUAAAGUUAAAAUCAUUGAAAUGGAGAAACAAUUCGCAGAAGAAUUUACUUUAAUGACUAGUGCUUGGUAUAAUAUAGGUAGACGUAUUCAAGGCGAUCACGUUUCAAUUCAAAGACGUAAACCAACAUCAUUUCUUGGUCAACAACGCAUGCUUCACGAUAAUCAAUUGAAGCGGAGGUGA